AUGAGUUUGGAAAAACAAUACAUCAGUUAUAACAAUGUCCACCAGCUAUGCCAGGAGGCAGCCGUGAAAAUCAAGAACUUCAAGCCAGACUUGAUCAUUGCUAUCGGUGGUGGUGGCUUCAUUCCUGCAAGAAUCCUGCGUACUUUCUUGAAGGAAGAGAACGUUCCAACAGUGAGAAUUUUUGCUAUCAUUUUGUCGCUGUAUGAAGACUUGGCUUCUGAAAGCUCGAUGGAAGAGAAGCCCGGUGUGACCGUCAACAGAACUCAGUGGAUCGACUACGAACAGUGCAAGCUAGACCUCGUGGGCAAGAAUGUCUUGAUCGUAGAUGAAGUGGAUGAUACUCGUACCACUCUACACUACGCGUUGAACGAGUUAGAGAAGGAUGCUGCUGAACAAGCCAAGGCUAAGGGUAUUGACUUGGAGCAGCAACCUGAAAUGAAGACGAACUUUGGUAUCUUUGUGCUGCACGACAAAGUGAAGGCCAAGAAAGCUGAUUUGCCAGCCGAUCUUCUCAACGACGAAAACCGUUAUUUUGCUGCGAGAAAGGUUCCAGACACCUGGUACGCAUACCCUUGGGAGUCCAAGGACAUUGUGUACCAUACCAAGAUGGCCAUAGAGCAAGGAAACGACGUUUUCUUGCCUUAA
Lachancea thermotolerans CBS 6340 is the source of this 645-nucleotide messenger RNA. RefSeq names its product hypoxanthine phosphoribosyltransferase (gene HPT1). The transcript has a single exon. Gene Ontology annotation, molecular function: hypoxanthine phosphoribosyltransferase activity. The record is from RefSeq and is a predicted model, not a curated record. Bases 1 to 645 code for a protein of 214 amino acids. Gene Ontology annotation, cellular component: cytoplasm. Gene Ontology annotation, biological process: XMP salvage; hypoxanthine metabolic process; GMP salvage. Lineage: Eukaryota; Fungi; Ascomycota; Saccharomycetes; Saccharomycetales; Saccharomycetaceae.